This is a messenger RNA of Desarmillaria tabescens, 1477 nucleotides long. RefSeq lists its product as uncharacterized. The record is from RefSeq and is a predicted model, not a curated record. Lineage: Eukaryota; Fungi; Basidiomycota; Agaricomycetes; Agaricales; Physalacriaceae. Bases 249 to 1133 code for a protein of 294 amino acids. The transcript is spliced from 4 exons.
CUCAAGGAAUUGAAUUGAUUCAUUAGGCCAAAUCUCAUCUGGAGGAUAUCGUCUAGUCCAGUGGGAAUUCCCGGGUCAAGUAAAUCAGUACGUAGAUUCGUCCUAAACUUUGACCGUGACUCUGAUCAAGAGAAUAAAGAUACCGUGCUGUCGGAGUCAAAACGUUACAAUAACCCCUUCCGAUCAUUUCAAUUUCCUCCCCCGCUACAGUCUUGGUCGGAGUCUAUCGAUGCCUCCAAGAUAUUUAAAUGUCAAUUAUGUUUUGCGUCCCUCGUUGUUGGUACCCGACCAUGACAACUGUCGAUUACUUUCCGAUCCAGGAUCUUCCGACCGAGCUAGAGAGAGAGAUUUUCGAGACUGCGGCCCGCAUGCGACCCAGUAGUGCCCUCGAUCUCGUCCUCGUAGCUCGCAAGGUCCGAACGUGGAUACAGCCAUUGAUCUACGAGAUGGUCACGCUGGGGACCGACGACACUUCCCUGUUCCUACGAACGAUGGAUGAGUUACCAGCGGCAUUCUUUCAACAAAAUGUUAAAAGAUUAUGCCUCACUGUAUCUGUAGAGCCCGAAGCUGCAGCGCGAAUUUUAGCAACUUGUUCGGGCCUUCAAAGCCUAGCCUGCUGGGUCGACUUUAGGGCAGUUCACCCCCGGCUACAAUUCUCCCCGCUGAUCGCCUCUCAACGUCUCCGACGGCUCUCCAUAGAGAUCAGGCAUUUUCGACAGCUUUGUAGAGACCCACUCUGCCACGGCGCUUUGUUCCGCUCCCUAACCCGCCUAGACCUCAUCUACUGGGAACCCGGUGAACUAGCCAUCGGGGAAUUGGCAUUCUUACCAAUUUUGACGCACCUUUGCAUUAUCAUCCGCGAUCUCCCCGUCACAGAAGCAUACCUUCUUUCUGUCAUCUCUAUGUGCCCAUCGCUCAAUGUCAUGGCGGUUCUUAUCGACGAGGGUGCCGAUCCGGUACCCACACGGGACUGGAGAAUUGUUUGGUUGCCAUAUCCUGUUAUGGUGUUGGACUGGGAAGCACCGUUCCGGGGGCAGGAGGACACAUGGUCCAGGGCGGAAGAUAUCGUAAAAAGCAGAGAACAGGAGCUGGCAAGUUUGCCCAGUCUAGACUUGGCACGGAAAUGGACCUAAACACAUCUGCUCAUCACAUGGUGACGCCACACGAUUGCGAAUCCAGAGUUAGAAUUUACCUGGUCGCUCAAGCGCUCAUCGCCUCACGUUGUACGUCUAAUCUGUGGCGUGGCACAUUCGUUCCCACUGACCCACAAGAGCACGAAGUCGAUAGUAUUUCUAGACCGACGGGUAUCAGUUACCUCGCUAAUAGAAAGCACUUCUUGUAAGGGAAGUAAAUACCCAUUGCCCUUCUUCCAUUGCCUAUUAGUCGAUUCGCGUGGGACGAGUAAUUGAUACAGGCACAGUUCUAACAUUACUACCCACAAUAAUGGAUCGUUUACUUGUCCCGACUUCUAACUUCU